AUGGCAGCGGAGAAAAGCGGUCUCGAAAAGGAGAUUGGUGUCUCUCAACUCGAGAACGUUGAUUCCAACAUUCACAAUGAGAUUGAAGAGAUCCAAGCCUUCGGCAAGACAGCCAAAGUCGUGCAGACCCAAGAUUCCCGCUUCGCCGCUGUCAUCGCCCGGCACAAGGAUGCUGCCUCGCCGUGGUCCAAGUCGCUCCUCCGCCUGUACCCCAUCCUCUUCGUGGCGUUUAUGAACUCGGCGGCCAACGGCUUCGAUGGCAACACCUUCGGUGGCGUGUCCAGCGUGACGGAGUUUCAGAAGCGCUUCGGCACCAACGUCGCCGCGAACAACGGCUUCCUGGCCGCCUUGUACAUCCUGGGGAACGUGCUCGGCAGUUUUGUCGCCGGCCCGCUGGCCGACAUUUUCGGGCGGCGGCGUGGCAUGUUCAUCGCCAACAUUGUCGUCUUGAUCGGAAGCGCUGUCCAGGCGGCCGCCAUGCGUCGGCGAGACAUGAUCGCUGGCCGAAUCGUGCUUGGCGUCGGCUCGGUCAUGCUGGGGCCGUCGGCUCAGUCUUACACGGUUGAAAUCUCCCACCCUGCUUACCGAGGCGUGAUGAUGGGUCUAUACAACGGAUGCUAUUUCAUUGGCGCUAUCGUCUCGACCUGGCUCGAGUACGGCAUCGUGAACGACACCAAGGGCGAGCUCAAUUGGAGGUUGCCCAUGGCUGUCCAGGCGGCUCCUUGUAUCAUUGUGCUGGCUUUCAUAUUCUUCUGUCCGGAGAGCCCGCGUUGGCUGAUGUCUCGUGGUCGCGAGGAGGAGGCUCACGCCAUUCUGACCAAAUACCAUGGCGAGGGCGAUCCAAACCACGAGAUCGUACAACUUGAGAUGGAUGAGAUGCGCGACCGUGUCAACACAAGCGGUAGCGACAAGCGAUGGUACGACUAUCGCGAGCUCUUCAACUCCCGCGGUGCCCGCCACCGGAUGUUUCUCGUCCUUUGCGUCGGCUUCUUCGGCCAGAUCGAUCUCCCACCGACCUCGUACUACAUGCCGCUCAUGGCGCAGAACGCGGGCGUGACCAGUGAGAAGCAGCGCCUUCUCAUGAACGCCCUGCAAUCGCCAAUCAUGACCAUUGGGACUCUGCUGGGGGUCAGAUUCAUUGAUAUUGCUGGCCGUCGCCCUAUGCUCAUGGGCUCCAGCAGCGUUUGCUCUUUCUGUGUGCUGAUGCUCGUGAUUUGCUCCGCGUUGCAAAACCAACAUCACGCCCUUGGCCUGGUGGGCAUCAGCUUCGUCUACGUCUUCCUUUUCGCCUUCGCCUUUGUCUGGACCCCAUGUCAGGCCCUGUACCCGGCCGAGGUACUAGCGUACAAUGCCCGCGCCAAGGGCCUCGCGAUGAGCGGCUUGUGGUUGAAUAUUGUCAGUUUCAUCAACACCUACGCGGCUCCGGUGGGGAUGACGAAUGGCGGAUGGAAGUUCUAUAUCUUGUACCUUUGUGUCGACGUCUCGGGGAUUGUCUUCAUCUAUUUGUUCUUUGUGGAGACGAAGGGCCGCUCAUUGGAAGAAAUUGACGAUAUCUUCGCCGACCCGCACCCGGUCAAGGCUUCGCUCAGAAAACAGAAGGUCGUAGUCGCUGUGGAGCAGUGA
Messenger RNA from Cladophialophora yegresii CBS 114405, 1623 nucleotides. RefSeq lists its product as uncharacterized. Gene Ontology annotation, cellular component: membrane. The transcript has 6 exons. The record is from RefSeq and is a predicted model, not a curated record. Gene Ontology annotation, biological process: transmembrane transport; carbohydrate transport. Gene Ontology annotation, molecular function: carbohydrate:proton symporter activity. The coding region runs from base 1 to 1623 and encodes 540 amino acids. NCBI's taxonomy places the organism in Eukaryota, Fungi, Ascomycota, Eurotiomycetes, Chaetothyriales, Herpotrichiellaceae.